Dissoconium aciculare CBS 342.82 is the source of this 2109-nucleotide messenger RNA. RefSeq lists its product as uncharacterized. Lineage: Eukaryota; Fungi; Ascomycota; Dothideomycetes; Mycosphaerellales; Dissoconiaceae. The transcript has a single exon. The record is from RefSeq and is a predicted model, not a curated record. The coding region runs from base 338 to 1807 and encodes 489 amino acids.
GUGAGCCGUGUGAGUCCAUCCAAAGUCAAAAAGCCAAAAAGGGUCGUAAACUGGAUGAUGACCACCACCGUUGGGGAGGGAUCGUCAACGCUGUCCGAUCAGAUAUCAGAUAAAUAUCCCCCGGUUCAUUCUCCGCCUGCGCCUGUCUCAUCCUCGUCUCUCGUCCAUCUCCUCACCUUCCCCAUCCUUACACGAUUCAUUCUCUCUUCUCUCUCUCCUCUCCACUGACUGCUCUUCUCCUCUCCUCAACCACGGGUCAACAACUCUCACCACCUCAUCGACCAGGCAUCGAGCCGCACUUCUUCCAGUCCUCCACCUCAUCACACAUCCACUCAUCAUGGGAUCCUCCGACAUCGAGGGCACUUUCUGGAUCCGACCCAGCACCCCAGUUCCCGCGCAGACCACCUUCCUCCCACCCGGCGACCAGGUCGGCCAGACCAUCAUCAUCCCUCGUAUCGCCUGCUUCCGACGGGAUGAGAGCAUCCUCUCCGAGGAGCGCUUCGUCGAGGCCCUGAAACGUGCCAUCGCCGACUCCAUCGCCGACUUCCCGCACCUCUGCGGGAAAAUCACAUGGGCCGACAAGGCGACUCGACGGGUCCAGCUCGAGAUCCCCGAGGACACCACGGUUCAGUUGGUGGUCAAGAGACAGCCACACCUCACGGCGGAUGACCUCGAGUCCAAGAACUGGCCGCCGUACAUGCUCAAGCGCGCCGAGCUGACCCUCUCGAAGUAUCCCACCUACGGGAUCGACACCUACAACUUCGCCGUCCAGGCCAACCUGAUCGAGGGAGGCGUCCUCCUCGGGAUCCACAUGAACCACGUCCACCUGGACGGCAUCGGCCACGUCAUGGUGGAGAUGGUCUUCGCCCACCACCUGAGCCGCGCGGUCGACGGCAAGCCUUACAAACCCUCGGGCAUCAUCAACGCCGCAGCAUUGGACAAAUCACUCGCCUGGGGUAGCCACCCGGCGCGGCCCAUCCUCGAAUGGGAGGACUGGCGCAAGGCCGGCCCGCCGUUGGAACAGCCCGAGGGCAUGACGCACGACGAGUUCUGGGACAUGCUGAUCGCGACCUGCGACGACUUCCGCAUGAGCGGCUGGAAGUUUGACAAGGCCGCGCAGGAGAUCCUCCGCGCCGAGGGCCAGCGCCCGGGCGGCAAGAAGCUCUCCCUCGCCUCGUGCAUGCACAGCUUCCUCUGGAAGGUCUACGUGCGCGCCCGCGAGCUCGAGCCCCAUCAGGAGACCAUCUGCUUCACGCCCGUGCAGACCCGCGGCCGCGUCAAGGACCUCCCGCAGAUGUGGGCCGGCACCGCCCUCGUCUACAGCCGCGCCAAGAUGACGGCGAAGGAGGUCCUGGAGCGCCACACCGGCGAGUUGGGCGAGUGCAUCGAGGCCGGCACCGCGCGCUGGAACGAGCAGACCAUCCGGGAAUUCUGGGGCUCCAUCGAGGAGUGCCCCAACCUCGCCGACGUCGAGCCCAACGUGAACCGCGUGCGCGGGCCGGACGUCGAGUUCUCCAACCUCUCCACCUUCCCCUUCUACCGCAACUCCUGGGGCAAGGGCCUGAUGGUCAAGUCGUGGCGGGUCACCGAGCUGGCCUUCUCCGACGCCUACGUCGUCAUCGCGCCGCGGCUGAACAACGGCGACAUCGAGGUCUGGCUCCUCGCCACCAGCGACGCCCACGAGAACAUCCUCCGGGACCCCGACUUCCGCCGGCUCGCCCAGUUCGUCGCCUCGAACGACCCGGAGAUGGAGGCCGAGGUCAUCAAGGCGACCCCGGAGCAGCCGGCGCCCAAGUCGAAGCUGUAGAGGAAGAGAGGGAGAGAAGGGGUGAGGACGAACUCGAUGGGAUAUGACAUUAGACCAUGUCGUGUUCGGACGUUCCAAUCGGCACGAUUUGAUGCCAGAGACUUUUUUUGCUUCUUGAACCGGAUCAAAUCUUCCUUACGGAUUUUCUUUUUCUCCUCCUGUCAUAUACCUUGCAUCUAUUUCAUUUUACUCUUUCGUCCCAUCUAUGAAAAAGCGAUUUCACAUUUCGUUCGAUCUCGUCUUCGGUCAGCCGUCUCUCGACCUGCAGACCUGCAAGUGAAUAAACCAUGUCAAAUCGCUAC